UUGAAAUGAAAUUGAUUUUUAAGCAAACUGAGCAUGGCUUUGAGCGAAAAUGUACUAAGGUGCAAGACACAAAGAAGUUUGACUGCAAGGCACAGAUUAUACUGCGAGAAAUACUUUUGUUCACGAAAUCCAAGCUUCAUAAAGACACUCCUUAUGAACGAAGGAAGGCUUCGGAAGCGGUGCAAAAGGAACUGAAAAAGGAAAUCCAUGACACAGAUGUUGCUGUACGAUGCAUAGCUGUUAAUCUGCCCAGCCAAGAAGAGCACUCAGGGCAUGUCGUUGGACAGGAAGCUGGCAUUUGUCAACCGAUAGACAAAAUAGUCCUGAAAGAAAUAGAUAAGCUUGUUAGUGAGGGAGUCUAUGAUGCAGAGAUGCAGCGACAUCUGAAAAAGGCUGUGGCUUCACGAUACCCAGAACAGAGCAGUCAACUUGAAAACCGCAGGUUUCAUUCACAACUGCAAGAUAUCCGAAACCACAUGUAUCUCUCGCAGAUCAGACAGCUUUAUUCAAAAAAUGACCAGGAGAGCCUUCAGUACAAGGUGGAGGAAUGGAAAAAACGUUUUCCAGAAGACAACGUUUACUGCAAGCUGCGACUCGAAGACGAACGAUUGGGACAACAAACUCAAAAAUUCCUUUUCGUCUACCAGUCAAAGCAGCAAGCACGUCUUUUCGCUCGAUAUGGAGAGAUCGUUCUUCUAGAUGCCACGUACAAAACCAUGAGGUACAGUCUCCCACUCUUUUUUCUUUGUGUCAGAACCAACGUGAAUUAUCAAGUCAUUGGCACUUUCAUCGUUCAAAAUGAGACUAAAGAAGAAAUUAAAGCUGGCAUCGAAGUCAUCAAGGCCUGGAAUAAAAAAUGGCAUCCACGGUUCUUCAUGACAGAUUUUGACGAAAAAGAAAUCAACGCAUUAGAAGAUUCCUUCGAGGGCGCAGAAGUUUACUUGUGCGACUUCCAUCCGGAGCAAGCAUGGACACGGUGGGUGAGUGCUACCAAAAAUAAAGUGAACGAAUACAAAAUUGAAGUACUGGCACGAUUAGGUAGGUUAGCUAAGGCAGAAUCUGAGGUACAGUACCAUAAGAUGUUGCACGAGCUGAGAGAAUCAUCCAUUUGGAAAGACAGCCCAGCACUGCAACAAUGGUUUAGCAACCAGUGGCUUCCUGAGUACAAGAGAUGGGUUUGGGCCUUUAGGAACAAUUCGUUUCAAGUCCUAAUCAAAACAAACAAUGGAAUUGAACGUCAGAAUGAGAUGCUGAAGUACUCCUAUCUGAGGUGUAAACGGAAGUGCUCCGUGACGCAGUUGGCAACUAUCCUAGUUGAGAAUUUUUUUCCUUUUUAUCAUCUUUUCCACAGAUACGCCAUCUUGAAUAGUAAAUCGUCUAGCGGUUAUCGCAAAUACAAGGCUGAAGUUCCUGAAUUUUUAAAGGACCGACCAAGAUUUUUCAUUUUAAAUUGCAUGCAAAGCAUUCAAGCAGCCAACGUCAUCAAACGGGAGCAUAUUGCUUUAAGGCCAGAUGGGAGCAUAGAAGUUCAAAGUGUGCAAGCUCUGCCGCGGUUUAGAACAUAUCAAGUGUCGUUUGGUAACGAAAACACAAUGCCCUCUUGUCAGUGUGAGAGCUGGCAACUGAAUCUCCUACCAUGCAAGCACAUUUUUGCUGUCACACUACAUUGUCCAGGCUAUUCUUGGUAUAGUCUUCCAGCAGUGUAUAGAGAAUCGCCAGUUUUUCGCCUUGAUGACCUUCAUGUUGUUCCUAAAGUUACUUCUCAUCCAAUGUCAUCGAAGAAGCCUGAUGACGAUCCAUUCAUGUCUGCCUUGGUUCGAGAUGAAGAGACUGCAAGCUUUGAAGAGGAUAUACAAACAUCAGUCAUUGAAGAAGCGUCUACAAGUGGAAAUGCAGGAAAGUUACCAAAGAGCAGAUCAGCAAGAUUAAAUGUUGCAAGCGAAUGCAGGGAUUAUCUAAGUCAAAUACGAAAUCUGACAUAUCUGAUAACUGACGAAACAUCUCUGAAGAAUCUUUUUGUAAAGUUACAUGACAUCUUGGAAGGCCUUAAAAAUACUGCAGACAGAGACAAUGGAUUCAUUCUUGAAAAUACCGGCCAGAAAAUUAGGCGCAAAAGCACUGCAAACGAAGAGCCACUGGGAAAAGAUGAAACUCUACUUGAUACAAUCGACGUGACUACUAGCAAGGUGGUCCUUCUGCCAAAGGAGGAAACCAGCAAGCUUGUUAAGAGACGGUAUGGGCAGGCUUAUGAAACUCGAGUGGCUCACAAAAAUGUCAAUUUGAAUAUUGAUACUGGCCUGCCAGGAAAUUAA
This is a messenger RNA of Rhopilema esculentum, 2312 nucleotides long. RefSeq lists its product as uncharacterized. The record is from RefSeq and is a predicted model, not a curated record. Lineage: Eukaryota; Metazoa; Cnidaria; Scyphozoa; Rhizostomeae; Rhizostomatidae.